AUGGGACGCACCAAGGGUAAAACUGAUCUUUCAGGUCCUAAAAAGGGUGUAUUGGUAGCCCUCAGCAAUCUCAAUAAUGCAUCAAAUCGUCAGAUAGCCAAGGCCUACAAAUGUGACGAAAAAACGGUUCGAAACACCAAGAAACGCGUCUCUGAGGCGGAGAAAGAAAAUAUCGAUCCACUUUCUUCAGAGGUACACCAACGACGUCCACAGUCCGGACGACCUCUAGCAAUCAAUGAACGGCUUCUACGACGUCUCAUUAGACAUGCUACCAAGAAUCGAUUCCAGCGUCGCAAGCCUUGGGUAACGAUUGCCCGUGAGGUGGGAUGCAUGGCCUCUGCAACAGCCAUCAAUGCAGCAUUCUCCAGAGCCGGCUAUGGACGAUAUCCUCCUCGAUAUAAGCCCCCACUGUCUCCAGAACAGAAGCAAAAACGUCUAUAA
Letharia lupina is the source of this 441-nucleotide messenger RNA. RefSeq lists its product as uncharacterized. Lineage: Eukaryota; Fungi; Ascomycota; Lecanoromycetes; Lecanorales; Parmeliaceae. The transcript has a single exon. Bases 1 to 441 code for a protein of 146 amino acids. The record is from RefSeq and is a predicted model, not a curated record.